CCUUCAACUUCCUUGGUAACCCACAUGGAAACAGUUCUUAUCAUACCUCACUGAAACAGAUCGCAUCUGUUUGUUUUGUUUUACCGCGCCAAUUCUAAAUGUGAAUAAAUAACGAUCAGGAAGGGAGUAUUUUUGUUUGCAUUUGUUACUUUAUUAUAAGACGUUCAUAAAAUACACAGCCAUGAAGAUCGAGGAAGUCAAAAGCACCACGAAAACCCAGCGCAUCGCGUCUCACAGUCAUGUGAAAGGACUCGGGCUAGACGAUGCCGGGAACGCAAAGCAAAAUGCGUCAGGUCUUGUUGGACAGGAGACCGCAAGAGAGGCUUGUGGUAUCAUUGUGGAACUGAUCCGCUCAAAGAAGAUGUCGGGAAGGGCAGUUUUACUUGCUGGACCUCCCGGUACAGGAAAGACCGCCUUGGCUUUGGCUAUGGCACAGGAGCUCGGCAACAAGGUGCCCUUCUGCCCCAUGGUGGGCAGUGAGGUCUACUCUUCUGAGAUCAAGAAAACAGAGGUGCUAAUGGAGAACUUCAGGAGGGCCAUAGGGUUGCGUAUUAAGGAGACCAAGGAGGUGUAUGAGGGGGAGGUCACAGAGCUGACCCCCUGUGAGACAGAGAACCCCAUGGGUGGUUACGGGAAGACCAUCAGCCACGUCAUCAUCGGACUGAAGACCGGCAAGGGCACCAAGCAGCUCAAGCUGGACCCCAGUAUUUAUGAGAGCCUGCAGAAGGAGCGUGUGGAAGCGGGAGACGUCAUCUACAUUGAAGCAAACAGUGGCGCCGUCAAGAGACAAGGUCGGUGUGACACAUUUGCCACAGAGUUUGACCUGGAGGCUGAGGAGUACGUGCCGCUGCCUAAGGGGGACGUCCACAAGAAGAAAGAGAUUAUCCAAGACGUCACGCUACACGACCUGGAUAUUGCCAAUGCUAGACCACAGGGAGGUCAAGAUAUCCUGUCUAUGAUGGGACAGCUGAUGAAGCCCAAGAAGACCGAGAUCACAGACAAGCUGCGAGCUGAGAUCAACAAGGUGGUAAACCGCUACAUUGACCAGGGUGUGGCUGAGCUGGUCCCUGGGGUGCUGUUUGUGGACGAGGUGCACAUGCUGGACAUCGAAUGUUUCACCUACCUGCACCGAGCUCUGGAGAGCACCAUCGCACCCAUCGUAGUAUUCGCCUCCAACAGGGGCAACUGCCUCAUCAGGGGGACAGAGGACAUCAGCUCUCCUCAUGGCAUUCCCCUGGACCUGCUGGACAGAGUCCUGAUCAUCCGCACCAUGCUCUACACACCGCAGGAGAUGAAGCAGAUCAUUAAGAUUCGUGCUCAGACUGAGGGGAUCAACAUCAGUGAGGAGGCCCUCAGUCACCUGGGAGAGAUCGGAACCAAGACCACACUCCGGUAUGCGGCUCAGCUGCUGACCCCAGCCAGUCUGUUAGGCAGAGUCCAGGGGAAGGAGGGAGUAGAGAGGGAGCAGGUGGAGGAGAUCAACGAACUCUUCUACGAUGCCAAGUCCUCCGCUAAGAUCCUUCAGGACCAGCAGCACAAGUACAUGAAAUAAAGAACUAUCGUCCACUCCCUCCACCCUUCUCUACCUCCCUUCAUCCUCACUUUCUACCACAAGGCAUCAAAUGUCUGUAAACCCUGACAGUCUCUUUUUCUCUCCUCAUUCUCCUUCAUGUAAAGUUCAUCCUGCUCUUUCUUGUUUCUCUCAUUCCAGCCUUCCUCUCAUCCUUUUGUUCCGAGCCCCCAUCAAGCUGCCCCAUCUGUGCAUCAUCCACUGUAGUAGUUUAUUACGUUCAGAUAAAUACAUUGUUAUAAAGGUUCUUUGCGUGUUAAUAAAAUUACAUUUUUUCAAUAAAACUGAAAACUUGA
Oncorhynchus nerka (sockeye salmon) is the source of this 1866-nucleotide messenger RNA. RefSeq names its product ruvB-like 1. The record is from RefSeq and is a predicted model, not a curated record. Gene Ontology annotation, molecular function: DNA helicase activity; ATP binding; ATP hydrolysis activity. The transcript has 11 exons. The coding region runs from base 182 to 1552 and encodes 456 amino acids. Gene Ontology annotation, cellular component: NuA4 histone acetyltransferase complex; R2TP complex; Ino80 complex. NCBI's taxonomy places the organism in Eukaryota, Metazoa, Chordata, Actinopteri, Salmoniformes, Salmonidae. Gene Ontology annotation, biological process: box C/D snoRNP assembly; chromatin remodeling; regulation of transcription by RNA polymerase II.